GCUGCGAACUCGGAAGACGCCCCUCUGCUCCUACUGUCUCGCCUCCCCCUGUUCCUCGCUCGCGGCGGCCUCGGCCUCGGCUUCCCCGCCGGCGAGCGAUGGAGCGGCGGUCCUCCGUCCGCUUCUCUCCCUCCGAGAUUGCAAGGAUGGAGAAGUUGGCUGCAGACAGAAAAGAGCGAGUCUUUGAUGGUAAUUUCUGCCAGAUGCUUGCAGGAGAAUUUAAUCGGUCUGCAGGUCGAGCUGGAAGUAGAGCAUUACAGGCUACACAGGUUCAAGAAUGGUUCCUUAAUAAGUUUCCUGCAGCAACCACUAAACCUACUUGCUUGCCUACUGCUUCCCAAGAAAAGGCUUUAGCCUCAGAAGUAAAUGUGUCAGUUUCUGAAGAAAAGGCUGCUGCAUCUGAAGAAAAGGCUGCAGCUUCUGAAGGAAAACUUUUAGCUCCUGAUACAAGUAUUUCAAACAACGAGGAUGAGGUUUCUCAUGAUUUUCCCAUAGAAACUAGAGAUAAGGUUCCUGAACUUGAAGAGCUGGAGUUUGAGGCUAAAUCAGCAAAAGAUUCUGCUUGGUACGACAUUGCCAUUUUCUUGGCACACAGGAGGAACAAGUUGGGUGAAGUAGAAGUCCGGGUGAGGUACGAGGGCUUUGGGGCUGAUGAGGAUGAGUGGGUGAAUGUCAAGAAGUCUAUCCGUCAGCGCUCCAUUCCACUGGAGUCCUCACAGUGUAGAAACAUUGUCGAAGGCGAUCUUGUCCUCUGCUUCAGGGAGGGAAACGAAGAAGCAUUGCAUUUCGAUGCGCAUGUUCUGGAAAUUCAGCGGAAGCAGCAUGAUAUUAGGGGAUGCAGAUGUGUAUUCCUUGUCGAAUAUGAUCAUGAUCAAGUUCAGGAGAGGGUGAGCCUGAGAAGAUUGUCCCGGCGGCCAAAGUACUUCUGAAGGCCCCUGUUAUCUCUGAUGCAACUAACUGGAACGGCAAACCUAGCUAGGGAAUGAACUCUGUUCCGUUCUUAUGGGUGUGUAGUAACAUCUGGGAGCAAGCAUACGUUUCCAUCCUCUUUGGCACAGAGCUGCUGUAAUGGCUGUUUGGUAGGUUCGUUGACGGCUGAAUUUUAACAUUUUUGGUGCAAAAGAAGGGAGAGUACGGCUUCAACACCCGGUAUA
Messenger RNA from Phragmites australis (common reed), 1154 nucleotides. Its product is annotated as protein SAWADEE HOMEODOMAIN HOMOLOG 2-like. Lineage: Eukaryota; Viridiplantae; Streptophyta; Magnoliopsida; Poales; Poaceae. Bases 99 to 929 code for a protein of 276 amino acids. The record is from RefSeq and is a predicted model, not a curated record. The transcript is spliced from 9 exons. Gene Ontology annotation, molecular function: chromatin binding.